UUAAUAUCUUUUAGAAAGAGAAAAAAAAUGAAAAAGGCAAAGUGUAAUUUUAAAGGACAAGCAAAAAAAAAAAAAGAGAAGAAAAUCAAAUUAUCUCAUUGGAAACCCCUAGUCGCGAUGCUGACAUUGCAAAAUCUGAUUGGACGAAAGAACAAUUGUAACAACGCACCAGCUGAAAAAAAAGGAAGAAAAAAGAAAAGAAAGGCGUCACACACGAGAAGCUCUAGCAGCGAGAUCUGACGCUGCUGCCAAUUGCGAAUCCACCGCUUUGUCUGCAACAACAAGCUCGUCUGCUCAAACUGCUUAAAAGAGAUUUUUGAAAGAAACUGAACAUUAUUAUUUCAAUAUUUUGUUUUGGGAUAGAGAAAUCUGUAGAUCGAAUCUCGAAGCAAAAGAGAAAAAAAAGAAAAGAAGAAAUGAAUAUAUUCAGAUUAGCGGGUGAUAUGACUCACCUUGCUAGCGUUCUCGUUUUGCUUCUCAAGAUCCACACUAUCAAAUCCUGCGCUGGCAUUUCUUUGAAGACUCAAGAACUCUAUGCUAUUGUUUUUGUUACGCGCUAUUUGGAUAUAUUUACAGAUUUCAUAUCCCUCUACAAUACUAUCAUGAAGCUAAUAUUUUUAGGAAGCUCAUUUUCAAUUGUUUGGUACAUAAGGAACCACAAGAUUGUCAGUAGAUCUUACGAUAAAGCUCAAGACACCUUCCGUCAUUAUUUUCUUGUACUGCCUUGCUUAUUCUUGGCCCUUAUUGUCAAUGAGAAAUUCACUUUUAAGGAGGUGAUGUGGGCAUUUUCCAUCUAUUUAGAAGCUGUUGCCAUACUUCCUCAGCUUGUUCUGUUGCAGAGAACUAGAAAUAUUGACAAUUUGACAGGGCAAUACGUAUUUCUUCUUGGUGCAUACCGAGGUCUAUACAUUCUCAACUGGAUAUAUCGCUACUUCACUGAGCCACAUUAUAUUCAUUGGAUAACUUGGAUUGCAGGGCUUGUACAAACUUUGCUUUAUGCUGACUUUUUCUAUUAUUACUUUGAGAGCUGGAAAAACAACAAGAAGCUCCAGUUACCAGCUUAAGAGUUAUUUAAAAACUGCUGCAAGGAGGAUAUUUUGAUCCAUCCACAGUAACGCCUAGAUUUUUUUGGUUUUAUUAUUGCUAUGUUUUAGCGGUUUUUUUUUUUUUUCUCUAUAGCAGGGCUUCUUUGAGAUGUAGAAAAAGUGCACCUUAAAUCAUAUUGUUUAUUUUUGUAGGGAUA
Ricinus communis (castor bean) is the source of this 1243-nucleotide messenger RNA. RefSeq names its product ER lumen protein-retaining receptor. NCBI's taxonomy places the organism in Eukaryota, Viridiplantae, Streptophyta, Magnoliopsida, Malpighiales, Euphorbiaceae. Gene Ontology annotation, cellular component: endoplasmic reticulum; cis-Golgi network; membrane. The transcript is spliced from 6 exons. The record is from RefSeq and is a predicted model, not a curated record. The coding region runs from base 417 to 1064 and encodes 215 amino acids. Gene Ontology annotation, molecular function: ER lumen protein retrieval receptor activity. Gene Ontology annotation, biological process: endoplasmic reticulum to Golgi vesicle-mediated transport; protein retention in ER lumen.